UCCUGUCUGGUAGAAUUUAACUGAAUUUGGAGGAUGAAGUCCAACCUAAUGCAUUUGGUUCCCCCUGUGAGUAGGGACAGAAAAAUCUCCCAGUUUCCCAAGUGGUACACACCCGAGGCCUGUCUGCAGUUUAAAGAGCACUUCCAUGCACAGGUCAGGACUGCUUGUCAGCAGAGCACUGGAACAACGAGGUUGAAAAUAUCCAAAGUGGUUGUGGUGGGAGACCUGUACGUUGGGAAAACCAGUCUUAUUAACAGGUUUUGUAAAGAUAAUUUUGACCGACACUACAAGGCAACCAUUGGAGCGGAUUUUGAAAUCGAACGUUUUGAGAUAAUUGGAAUUCCAUACAACCUCCAGAUAUGGGACACAGCAGGUCAGGAAAAGUUCAAGUGUAUUGCAUCUGCUUACUACCGAGGAGCAGAGGUUAUAAUAACAGUGUUUGAUCUGGCUGAUAUCCAGACUUUGGAUCACACCAAACAGUGGCUAGAAGAUGCAUUGAGGGAGAAUGAGCCAGAUUCCAGCUUCAUCUUUCUAGUUGGAACAAAGAAAGACUUGGUGUCAGAUGCUGUGUGUGAAAGGACAGAGCUGGAUGCCAUCCGUUUUGCCAAUGAGAUGCAGGCAGAAUACUGGUCAGUUUCAGCCAAAACAGGGGAAAAUGUCAAAGAAUUCUUUUCCCGAGUUGCUGCCUUGGCCUUUGAACAGUCCAUGAUAAAGGAGCUGGAGAACACCCCUGGGCGCAUUGCCCAAAUUGGGGAAGGAAACCUCAUCAAACUGGAGAAGGACAUUAUGGAAAUCUCAGAAGACAAUGCUCAAGGCAGCCUGACUUGCUGCUAA
Molecule: messenger RNA, 834 nt
Organism: Acanthisitta chloris (rifleman)
Lineage: Eukaryota; Metazoa; Chordata; Aves; Passeriformes; Acanthisittidae
Gene: RAB36
Product: RAB36, member RAS oncogene family
Exons: 10
Coding region: 34-834 (266 amino acids)
Molecular function (GO): GTPase activity; GTP binding
Source: RefSeq, a predicted model, not a curated record